AAAUAAUCCACAAAUAAAGGAUUAAUUGGAUAUUUGGAUCUCCUCGGAAGCAUUUAUGACUUGUCAAAUAUCGAAAUACUCGCUUCAGAGUUUUAUUUCAAUGUUAAAAGCGUUUUUCGACCUGAUCAACUGAAACAAGUUUUCGGCCGCUUUUUUAAUAUGGAAGAUCUUCCUUCAUUCAUUGGCUAUUUUCCGAAUUUGAAGCGACUCCACUUGCGACUCUGUAAAGCGGACAAAGUUUUUUACAAUGGUCCGAAUUCGUCUUCGUUAAAGAUUCUUGAACUUAGUACAACAGAUUUUGUUGGAAAAUUCAUAGGACUUCAUUUCAUGGAUUUUUGUCCCUCUUUGGAAAGCGCUUUCAUUGGUUGCCGGGCAAAGAAUAUUUAUGUAAAUGAAUCGAUAAAGAAUUACAAUCUAAGAGAUUUGGUUAUCGAAAAUGUCGAAUGGAUUCGUUCUGGUAGUUUUUCGUGGCCACUACUUAAAAAACUGGUGUCUAAAUUUCCUAAUUUACAUCAUCUAGCAAUCAGACACUUUGUUAAGCUUAAUGUUAGUAAUUUUGAUUUAGAAAAAUUGAUGAAACUAUUACCAAAGUUGAAAAUAUUGGACUUGAGAGGAUGUAAAGUGACACAAAUCAGCUGA
Messenger RNA from Panonychus citri (citrus red mite), 639 nucleotides. RefSeq lists its product as uncharacterized. The record is from RefSeq and is a predicted model, not a curated record. The coding region runs from base 160 to 639 and encodes 159 amino acids. NCBI's taxonomy places the organism in Eukaryota, Metazoa, Arthropoda, Arachnida, Trombidiformes, Tetranychidae. The transcript has 3 exons.